AUGGAAAGAAGGCAGCAAGACUGUAACAAAAAUAAGCAGGGAGAGACAGAAAAAAGGAAACACGAUGUGAUAUCUGGAAAGGUGAGAAGGUUUAAGCAGACAGAACAUAAAAGCAAAGAUUAUGAUGGAAGUGCACAGGAGGACAGAGGGGAUGCUGAUGGAGAUGAACAAGAGGACAGAGAGGAAGAUGAUGUAAAUGAACAGGAGUACAGAGAGGAAGAUGAUGGAGAUAAACAAGAGGACAGAGAGGAAGAUUAUGGAGAUGAACAAGAGGACAGAAAGGAAGAUGAUGGAAAUGAAGAGGAGUACAGAGAGGAAGAUGAUGAAGAUGAACAAGAGGACAGAGAGGAAGAUGAACAAGAGUACAGAGAGGAAGAUGAACAAGAGUACAGAGAGGAAGAUGAUGGAGAUGAACAGGAGGACAGAGAGGAAGAUGAACAAGAGGACAGACAGGAAGAUGAUGGAAAUGAACAGGAGGACAGAGAGGAAGAUGAUGUAAAUGAACAGGAGUACAGAGAGGAAGAUGAUGGAGAUGAACAAGAGGACAGAGAGGAAGAUGAUGAAGAUGAACAAGAGGACAGACAGGAAGAUGAUGGAAAUGAACAGGAGUACAGAGAGGAAGAUGAACAAGAGGACAGAGAGGAACAUGAUGGUGAACAACAGAGAGUCGGAGAGGAGAAAAGCCAAGAUGGAGAUGAAGACUCAAACCUAUUGAAGAAACAGCAAGAUGACGAUCCUGUAUACCCUGGUGCUCCUCUCACAAAGGGACAGAGUCUACUCCUACUCAUGUCAUAUGUACUGAGGCACAAUUUGACAGGUGUAGCACUUCAGGAUCUUCUUACAUUGUUUAAUGAACAUUUCCCUGGUUUAGUGCCAGCAACCUCAUACCUUUUUCAUAAAGCCUAUGGACAGUUUGGCCAGUAUGUGCCCCAUUUCUGUUGCAUCAACUGUGAAAACUACAUGGGACCCACUGGGAUAGCACCGAAAAACUGUUCUUCUUGUAAUGCUGAAUUUGACAUUGAGAACAACCUAAGAGUUGGGUCUUACUUUCUUGUUCUUAGCCUAUCAGCCCAAAUAGUGGACAUUUUGGAAAAAAAUGAUAUACAUUUAAAUAGAAAGGAAUCAAAUCCUGGCAUUCUUUCUGAUAUUCAGUGUGGGGCAGAAUAUCGAAAAAUCAAGCAAAAUUCAGUUGCCCGUCCCCUCCUGAAAAAUACAAAACAGUUUAACGGAAAAUACGGUUGUGACUUCUGCCUCCACUAUGGUGGUGGUCCAUACGUAUGGGAAACCCCAGAACCACCUUUAAGGACAGACACAGAUCAUUUCCGCCAUGCAAUGCUGGCAACCCCUGAGAAACCAAUAAUGGGUGUGAAAGGCCCAUCCCCUCUCAUGGAACUUGAGACUUUUAACAUGAUCACUGGAUUUGUUCCAGACUACCAGCACUGUGUUUGCCUUGGUGUUACUAAACAGAUUACAUCUCUGUGGUUAGAUAGUAAGCACCAUAAAGAGGAAUGGUACUUGGGCUCCAAGGUCAGUGACAUAGACAAGGCCCUGUUGGCCAUUAGCCCACCUGUGGAGGUCACAAGGGCACCAAGAUCAGUUAAGGACCGAAAAUUCUGGAAGGCAUCUGAAUGGAGGAUGCAAUCAAAGUGA
This is a messenger RNA of Triplophysa rosa, 1650 nucleotides long. RefSeq lists its product as uncharacterized. The coding region runs from base 1 to 1650 and encodes 549 amino acids. The transcript is spliced from 4 exons. The record is from RefSeq and is a predicted model, not a curated record. Lineage: Eukaryota; Metazoa; Chordata; Actinopteri; Cypriniformes; Nemacheilidae.